Pyrgilauda ruficollis (rufous-necked snowfinch) is the source of this 580-nucleotide messenger RNA. Its product is annotated as V-set and immunoglobulin domain-containing protein 2-like. The transcript has 4 exons. NCBI's taxonomy places the organism in Eukaryota, Metazoa, Chordata, Aves, Passeriformes, Passeridae. The coding region runs from base 1 to 498 and encodes 165 amino acids. The record is from RefSeq and is a predicted model, not a curated record.
AUGGAAGAGCAGCGCCCGGCUCCACAUCACGUGCCCGUGGCCAAUGCCACCAUCACCCUCAGUCCCCUGGCACACCAGGUGCAUGCAGGUGACCCCGUGACCCUGCGCUGCUUGGUGCAGGUGGGCUCAGACCCUGUCACCUUCACCUGGCUGCACAAUGGGCAGGAGGUGGCCCGAGGUCCCCUCCUGGAACUUGGGGACAUCAGUGUGGGACAUUCGGGCACCUACCAGUGCGUGGCCACCAACCAGCUGGGACAGGAUGGGCACCGCGUGUUCCGGGCACUCAGCCCAGAGCUGGCCCUGGAGGUGACACCUGGCUCACUCUGGGUCACAGCAGUGGCUGUGAAUGUUGGCAGGACCCUCCUGUUCCUUCUCCUGCUCCUGGCUGUCAUCGGGGGCUGUCACUGGUGGCACCGCUGGGGUCCCCACAACCGGUGUCACUCUCAGGACACCCACAGUUGUACCCUGGCCCUGCCCCACCUCGGGAUCCACAAGUGACCAAUGCAGAGCUGUCGGGACCCUACGAGGGACAGCGGGACCCCUGUGACUACGAUGACGUGCUGUGACACUGGGGGGCACU